GUGCGAGCUCACCGCCUGACACCAAAAAGUAAACAGACUUGUUUUGAUCUGUCAAAAAAUCAGGCUGCUACAUGCUAACAGCUAGUCGUUUACACAUUGGCGUCAAACUGUUAUAAUGUAAAACGGGUUGUUUGUUUGUUGGACGCACACGGAGGUAUUUCCGUGCAGUUGUUUUUGUUUUUAAGCGUCUAUAGCUUGCUGUUUUUAUAUAUAAUGCGUUAGCUACAUCAGCUAUUAUGCUAACCAGCUGUUAGCUUACUAGCUUAAUGUCCCGUUUAACUUAACAUUAUCUGACAGCGCAGGCAGUGGGUCGACGGAAGGACGUGUGUAACUAUAUAAUUUCACUAAUAGCUUUUGUAUAUUAAGCUAUAACUUGUUAUAGACCCGUAACGUUACUAAGCAGUACGUUACUAAGCAGUAACGUUACUAAGCAACCGUAACCACCCUUCUUUAUCUGCUGGCUGCAGCCAGUCGUUUCUCUACAUGGCUUGAAUUUAAUAACAACUAUGUGAAGAAAUAUGGUGCCAGUACUAGACUGAUAAAACAAGUGAUGAAGCCUGAACAUCAGUUCCUUACCAUGGCUGAGGAAGGAAAGCUGAGUGCGAUGGGAGGACGAGCUGCUGGUUCAUCAGGCCGCCCGGGCCGACAGACCUACAAGAGUUCAACCCAUUUCUGCUGCCUGCUGGACGGCCUGCUGACUCUCAGACAGGGUGGCAUCCUGUUUGAUGUGGUGCUGCUGGUGGAGGGUCGACCUAUCCAAGCCCACCGUAUACUCCUGGCAGCCUCUUGCGAUUAUUUUAGGGGAAUGUUUGCUGGAGGCCUUCGCGAGGCGCAGCAAAAGGAGAUCCCAAUUCAUGGAGUAUCUUACAUGGCCAUGAAAAAAAUACUUGACUACAUCUACACUUCAGAGAUUGAGUUAGACCUGGAGUGUGUGCAGGAAGUUCUGAUAGCUGCCACACUAGUACAGCUUGAGGUUGUCAUCGGCUUUUGCUGCGACUUCCUUUUCUCCUGGCUGGACGAGAGCAACAUUUUAGAGGUGCACAAUCUAGCUGAUCUCUAUGCACUGCAGCAACUCAAUGCCAGGGUCCACUCCUACAUCCUCACGAACAUCCAGACUUUGUCUCGCACCGAUGUGUACCGACAGCUCCCCAAGGAUGAAGUCUUCAGCGCGCUGAGCAGCGACGAGCUCCAGGUGAACAGCGAGAACGAGGUGUAUGAGGCGGCUCUUCAUUACCACUACAGUCCUGUGCAGGUGGAAACUGACCAGGUGUACUUGCAGGUCAGUCCCAAGGACAAUCUCAAGAUGCUCGACGCUGUGCGUUUCUGCCUGAUUGAGAAACAAGUGCUGCAGAGGCUGUUCGGCAGACUGAACCAGUGUCCACUGAAGGAUUCUGUGUCAGCAGCCCUGCGGUAUCACGAGCAGGAGAUCUGGCAGCCCGUCCUGCAGAGUCCUCUCACCCAGCCGCGGUCCACCUUCCACUGCAUAUUGGGCUUUGGGGGGAUGUUCACCUCCAGCUCCCUCCCCACGGAGAGCGAGCAUUUGUUUCAGGUGUUUCACCCGAGCUGGGGGGAGUGGAGGACUCUCACCGCCGCUCACGCACCCCGAAUGUCCAACCAGGGCAUCGCUGUGCUCAACAACUUUGUUUAUCUAAUCGGAGGAGACAAGAACACCAGUGGAUUUCGUGCAGAGACCCGCUGCUGGAGAUACGACCCUCGCCACAACAGCUGGUGCUCCAUCCAGUCCCUGCAGCAGCAGCACGCUGACCACUGUGUUUGUGUCAUGGGUGACCAUAUUUAUGCCAUCGGAGGACGGGACUACAGCAGUGAGCUGGAGUCAGUGGAGCGCUAUGACCCGCGCACCAACACGUGGGAGUUUGUAUCACCCCUAAAGAGAGAGGUUUACGCCCACGCUGGAGCAGUGUUGGAUGGGAAGAUGUACAUAACAUGCGGGCGCAGAGGAAAUGCGUACCUCAGAGAGACCUACUGCUUUGACCCUGUGGCCAAUCAUUGGACAGCGUGUGCUGAGGGGCCGGUGGAGCGCGCCUGGCACGGCAUGGCUGCUGUUAAUGGACGCGUUUAUGUUAUCGGGGGAAGCAAUGAUCAGCGUGGAUAUCGGCGGGAUGUCCUGAAGGUGGCAUGCUUGGACCCCGAAGCCAACUCUUGGUCUUUACUGACCCCCCUCCCCGCGGGACACGGAGAACCCGGCAUCGCCGUGCUGAACAGUCUCAUCUACGUCCUGGGAGGACGCUCCCACGACAAAAGCAACAGGAUGAAAUACGUUCACGUGUACAACCCCGACGCAGACGAGUGGGAGAACGAGACGGAGUUUAAGGAGCGCGUCUCCGGCAUGGCGGCCUGCGUGGUGCUCAUGCCCCCUGCCGUGAUCGCCCAGGCCAGGAGCUGGGAGCAGCGCACCAAGGCCUCAUGGGAGGACGUGGACAUGGACAACUCUGACGACUCUAGCGAGGAUUGAAGCAGCAACUGUGAUGAACUGAAUGUCUGAGCACUAGAGACUGUCCUGCACUUUUCUCAUGCAGCAUGUUGAAGUACCUGGUGGAUGUUUGUUUUCUGUUGGCAGCAUCGUGUCCUUUUUGCACGUGGACCACUUUGAGUGCCUCUGAACCAAAGUGUCAUUCGGGGCUUUUGCACACUUUUUUGUUACUUUUCAAUUUCUUCCUAGAUAAUCAUACUCCGCUCAUGAAUCCUGCUACUGUUUGUCACUGAUCCUUCAUUAUUACCGGUCACUGCAGCUGCCUCUGCAUCGUUUAUCAGAGAUAUCCUUUAUAUCUUCAAGUGACAGGAAGCAGUGAAGACCACUUGCUAUGCAAUAACAUGGUAAUAUGGAGAACUCUCAGCAGCAGCCGGCCCUAGGCUAGUUUUUUUAAAGAAUUUUUGACAUGAAAUUAGGUUUAGACUUCAGAGAUUUACAGGCAGUGGUUACCUUUUAGCUAGUCUGACUCACCGGAUGUAGACUGUGGGUAUAAGCCUGCUAUAGAGAGGUGAAGUCCCGCCCCUUCUGGUGGACCCCAUGGGACCUUAUUUGUGAAAAAAUAUGAACGCUAGUCAACCGUGAGAGACAUUUGAAUUGAGCCAUGAAUCUCACAUAUGAGGUUUUUCAAUUUAAAACAUAAUUUUGCAAGUCAAGAAAGUCGUAGUUUGUUGUGAAACUGUUUAAGUAUAAGACUGUGAAAAUACAUAAUUUAGAAAGAACUACACACCCAAAAGUCGCGUAAGGGACGUCUGUCUCACUGAAGCUACGAUGCCUGUGUGUUUCCUACUGGGAUGUACUCACACGCAGCAACUGGUCUCGUUCGUUCUUUCGCUUCCAGGCUGAUUUGUCUGUCGCCGUUGACUACCGUUGAUAUUUUUUUUCCGAAAUAAGGUCCCAUGGGUUCCACCGGAAGGGGAGGGACUUCACCUCUCUAUACAUGGCAUUCUCCUCCCCUUCCGCUAUCUGCACUAUAUAUUUUGCAAAGGGCACCAUUGCUGCAUCCUGUGCUUAGCGCCGCCCAGGACGAUCGUGAUUGGUUUAAAGAAAUAUACCAGAAUGAUAAUGUGUGGAGCCUUUCUUUAGCAGAGAAAAGUCUGGCUGUGGAUAUGGGUCUGGCUAUGCAUGACUAGCUUUUCACUAAAUUGUUCAUUUCUGAGGAUUAAAGAUUUAUUAUUGACUUUUUUGUUUUUAUAAUUUAGUUCUUAUCUCCAUCCUAGCAGCUACUGCAGUGGAGUUGUCUUCCCCACCGAACUACUGAGUAUUAAGUUACAUUUUAACAUUGUGCCUUGUUUUUGUGGUUACAUCCUGAGCUUGUGGUGUGUAUUUUUAUGUUUCAGUAUAUUCUGUGAAUGGAGAUGAGCCUUAGGUAUUGUGCCUCCGACAUCAUUUGUUAAAAAAACAAACCUGAUUUGUACCUGAAUGAUGAGGCGCUGGUGCCAGCUCACAACAUGUUGCCAUGUCUGUAUGUGAUUUAUGAACGUCAAAUCUUGAUUUUUGAAAAUCAAAACCAUUGUUGUCACUUUCGUUUCAUUGAUCUCUCAUACUGUGUAAGUUAUCCCAAUUACUGUAUCCUAAAGAGCACAAUGACGAGUAGUUUUAGAAUAUUUCUGUUGGCCGAGUUGUUUCUGCUUGUUGCCUCAGUUCACUGUUGCGCUGUUUAAUAGAAACAUUUAAGAAGCUUAAUGACACCCGCUCCACUGUGUAUCCUUUACUGCUCUGGCAUUGAACAAGUCUGGUCCUUCUGAACAAACAAAAUGUAUUAGAACACACUGUCUCACAAGAUUAUGCAAAUUUAGCAUCCUGUUCAUGACAUAAGUUUUGAGAUUUAAUAAAGAUAGUAAUAUAUU
Messenger RNA from Sebastes umbrosus (honeycomb rockfish), 4338 nucleotides. RefSeq names its product kelch-like family member 22 (gene klhl22). Gene Ontology annotation, biological process: protein monoubiquitination; positive regulation of TORC1 signaling; proteasome-mediated ubiquitin-dependent protein catabolic process. The transcript has 7 exons. Bases 551 to 2473 code for a protein of 640 amino acids. Gene Ontology annotation, cellular component: Cul3-RING ubiquitin ligase complex; polar microtubule; cytosol. NCBI's taxonomy places the organism in Eukaryota, Metazoa, Chordata, Actinopteri, Perciformes, Sebastidae. The record is from RefSeq and is a predicted model, not a curated record. Gene Ontology annotation, molecular function: protein binding.